AAAAGCAUUCCUUUUGGGGCACAUACACCAUUAGUUGUAUUUUCAUCAAUCUGAACACAACAACAUGGCUUUUCACUACGUUUUUGUAUUAAGUGCUCUGCUAGUGGUAGCCCAAGGAUCUUAUUUGGAUUUGGUGGAUCAGGAAUCUCCUGAAGGAAUUCAUUCUGGUGGAAUUGGAGCUGGAGCUCCAGGUGUCGGUAUACCGCAAGGACGACCGGUAAUUGGCCAACCACAGCGCUCUGUUUCUGGUUAUGGUGGUUCAGGAAGAUUAGCUGGCUCCCCCGUUGGUGGACCCCGUUCUCAUGGGGCUGGUUCUCGUCUACCAAUUGGUGGAACCGUCCUCAAUCGUCCUGGGAUCGGAUCCAAUAAUCGUUCUCCUGUUGGAAAUGCCGGCCGAUCAAUUGGAGGAGGAUAUGGACAUCGGCAUGGAUCUCAUUAAGAAAUCUGGAUUUAUGAAUUGAUGACAAAAUGAAUUCGACACAUUUGACAUUCUAAACAAAUUAGUCUUAAUAUUCAUUAUAUUUCCAAAUAGUAACAAUUGAAUAUAAUAACAACAGUUAUACAAAAUA
Messenger RNA from Drosophila ananassae, 569 nucleotides. RefSeq lists its product as uncharacterized. The coding region runs from base 65 to 439 and encodes 124 amino acids. NCBI's taxonomy places the organism in Eukaryota, Metazoa, Arthropoda, Insecta, Diptera, Drosophilidae. The record is from RefSeq and is a predicted model, not a curated record. The transcript has a single exon.